AGGAUCACGCCGUCUCUCAGCGCAUGCCAUCCAAUUCUGUUGGCACUCUGUUCGUUCAGACGCGGACUGUACCAACUAGCAAUUCAGCAACCGGCCCCAACCACGUUGCUUCUCAGCCAAGCCCUUUCAAGCCUCCAUCGGCUGGUUCACGGGCACAACUUCCGCACACAACGCGACAUUCGUAUCGUCCCGGCACUGAGACUCCAGAGCAUCGCACAUAUUCCGUCACCUUGGCAUCCUCCAUGUCCAGUGUCCAGACACUACCAAGUAUCUCCACUCCGAACCGGCUACACGGCACAAGUACCAUUGUUUUACCCUCUACUGAUCCGCAACGCGUAUUCGGUGGGGCACAUCUUUUCAGCCAUCCUUCCAAGACCAAUGUUUCGACGAGUUUGUCGUCGUCUGUUCCGGCGUUGGCCAGCAAUGCGACGAUGGAUUCGCCAUCGACUCCCUGUACUCCUGCCAUCAGACGAUUGGUUUGCCCAGCGAAUAGCUUAUUACCGUCGUCCCCUCCCUACUCUUCGAACAACGCUUUCAAUUCUGGCAGCCGUUUCAGCGUUGGCGGCACUGAAUCUCACGAUCAUCGGCCCUAUUCCGUCUCCCUUGCCUCUUCUGUCUCCAUUAUCCAAACUACACCGAGUAUUUCCACUCCGAACCGGUUACACGGCUCAAGCACCAUUGUUUUACCCUCUACUGAUUCGCAACGCGUAUUCGGUGGGGUACAUCUUUUCAGCCAUCCUUCCAAGACCAGCGUUACAAUUGGCAACCUUUCAACGAGUUUGUCAUCGUCCGUUCCGGUGGUGGCCAGCAAUGCGACGAUGGAUUUGCCAUCAACUUCCUGUACUCCCGCCAUCCGACGAUUGGUCUGCCCGGCGAAUACCUUAUUGCCGUCCUCACUCUCGGGUUCUUUCAACAGUGGAGCCAAUGUAUUAUGCAGUCCCAGUGGCAACAGUAACGUUGUCGUUUUCCAACGAGCUUUCGGUCGUAAGCCAACCGUUGUUGCUACACCUGCCAUCAAAAUCACCGCUGUUUCUUCAUGUGUUCCACAAUUCGGGGCAAUCAGCCAAACCGUUGCAACUCCUGCAACACCGAUGCUGUCCGGUAACCACUCGGUUCGUAUACUUGGCUUGCCAACUGGCUCAGUCUGUAGCACCCCGAUGACCCCGACCACUGCCGUCGACUCCAUGGACAAUCCUGAAACCGAUACCAUGUCGGAGCCUCCUUCUUCACAAUCUUUGGAGGAUUUCAUACCUUCUCUGCUGCAUCGGGCGUCCAGCCUCAGGGCUAGUAUUGACGUCGAUCUGGAUGCCGACGAUGUGGCGCCCGAAGAGACCGAAACCGCUGGUCUUUUAGCGACACCCACCCCUUCUCCUCUCAUUGAUCCACCGGGCUCUAAGGAGGCGCCUUCUGCCGUUAGCACAUCACAUACUCACACAGGAAACACUGUUCUUCCCGUAGCAGCCGGAACAAAUUCUUACAGCACGGAGGCGGCGGACGUUACUGCUGGCUUAAAGGUCGGUCAGCUCCGGGCCAUCCUUGGCUUAUCCUCUCAGUCGCUGUCCGAACCAUCCUCGGAUGACAACCCCCCGGAGAAUUCAGCCAUUCCAUGCUACUCCAAAUCAUUUUCAUCACACCAAGAUUGGCCCGCGGAGAAUGAGGAGUUCUCAUACGGUGCAUCUAGGCAUAAACGACCCCGAAUAUCUCCCAGCCCAGUCCCGGUCGUAUCCCCUGCGUUCGUACAGCAGAGCACAGACGCAUCAUCAUCAUGUAUGGUUUUAGACCGAGCUUUUGAUACCGAUAGUGUCGAUAACCAGUGUUGGGCUGUUUUAUAACCAGAUUUACUUAUUUCUCUGGCGGCUACCAUUUGCUCACCGGCGCUGCUCGUUUCGUUCUUCGUUCACAAACCCAUCCUAUCCAGUCCCUUCUUUUUUCGAAAGUACAAGACAGCCGAUGCUUUUCCCGUUUUCUUCCUAUGUUGUAAGCCUAAACCAUUGCAUAUUAAAGGAAAAUACUUUGCACUACGA
This is a messenger RNA of Dicrocoelium dendriticum, 2024 nucleotides long. The record is from the annotation of a GenBank genome assembly. Lineage: Eukaryota; Metazoa; Platyhelminthes; Trematoda; Plagiorchiida; Dicrocoeliidae.